AUGCAGAAUAUCAAAGAUUUAGAAAAUGAAAUUAAAGAAAUCAAGGAGAAAGUUAAUUUAUAAAAGAAAGAGUAUUAAACACUGUUUGUUGAGUUUGAAGAGAUUUAAGAGGAACAGAUAGACUUUUGA
Messenger RNA from Paramecium sonneborni, 129 nucleotides. The record is from the annotation of a GenBank genome assembly. Lineage: Eukaryota; Ciliophora; Oligohymenophorea; Peniculida; Parameciidae.